This is a messenger RNA of Oncorhynchus kisutch (coho salmon), 3469 nucleotides long. RefSeq names its product peptidylprolyl isomerase C (gene ppic). Bases 376 to 999 code for a protein of 207 amino acids. Gene Ontology annotation, biological process: protein folding; protein peptidyl-prolyl isomerization. NCBI's taxonomy places the organism in Eukaryota, Metazoa, Chordata, Actinopteri, Salmoniformes, Salmonidae. The transcript has 5 exons. Gene Ontology annotation, molecular function: cyclosporin A binding; peptidyl-prolyl cis-trans isomerase activity. Gene Ontology annotation, cellular component: intracellular membrane-bounded organelle; cytoplasm. The record is from RefSeq and is a predicted model, not a curated record.
CGACAUCAAGAGUAUAUAGCCCAGUCGGCUUCAGAUGCUGGAUGUGUCAUGUCUCCCAAAUUGCCAGAGGGCGCAGUUUCUGAUCGGGACACAAAACCCUCUACGGUUUUGUUGGAUUGGUAAACCUGUUUUAACACGAAAUUAUAGAGAAUGCAUUGUCGGAAGGGAGGCUAUUUGAGGAGCGCUCGGUGCAUCUAUCUCAUUUCUCACUGAGUUGAAGCAAAGGUUGGGCUCCAUUCUAAAGCCAACCUCUCCGCUAAAACACGGCUCAAUUUGGAGUGGGGUUGUAAUCAUGCAGGAAGGAUGGAUGGUACAAAUAUUUUUUUUCUGACAUCUUUGAUACACUGAGAUUAUUAUUUGUUUUGUUUCUGCAAGAUGGAGCCGCAAAUGAUGUCCUGCUUCGUUUUCUUGGCUUUUGCGUUUUCAGAAAAUGUCGGAUGUAUUAGAGGAAGGGUUGGACCUAAAGUGACCGAAAAGGUGUUCUUUGACAUCACUGUGGCAGGUCAUGAAGUUGGCCGGAUUGUGAUUGGCCUGUUUGGAGAUGUUGUUCCCCUGACUGUGAAUAACUUUGUGGCUCUUGCCACAGGGGAGAAAGGAUACGGCUACAAAGGAAGUACAUUUCACCGGGUGAUCAAGGACUUCAUGAUCCAAGGAGGUGACUUCACAGCUGGAGAUGGAAAUGGAGGUAGAAGCAUUUACGGGAACCAAUUUGCUGAUGAGAACUUCAAGCUGAAGCACAUGGGAGCAGGUUGGGUCAGCAUGGCCAACGCGGGCCCAGACACCAAUGGCUCUCAGUUCUUCAUCACUGCGUCCAGGGCUCCUUGGCUGGAUGGGAAGCACGUGGUGUUUGGGAAAAUCUUGGAGGGCAUGUCUGUGGUUCAUACCAUCGAGCUCCAAGACACAAAUGACCGGAACCUGCCCUACACAGAGUGUGUCAUUGUCAACAGUGGGAAGAUAGAAGUCAAAGAGCCAUUUAUUGUGGAUGUGGAGGGUUGGUAGGAUUAUCACUAUGUGUGUUACUGUAUUCAGAGAAGUAUUAUGCAGUUGUUGUUUAUGGCUCUCUAAUGUGUAUACUAACUUUUAACAAAAUGAAUACGUUGAAUUCAGUCAUUAUGAGAAGAUGUCAUUUACAAUUAAUAUCUUAAAACCAUUGUAAUUUAGUUAUUUAACCUACACUCAUUAACUGCCAAAAUGAUCAGUAUGUCAUUUGCACUAUCCACUCAGCACUUUGUCAUGCUAAGUUGAAACAACUUUCAGUUUUUUACAAUGUUGAAAGAUUACACAAAGUAUAUAAUACUUCACUUAUUUUGACAUAUCAAAUGUAAUCACAGCAGCUGUAUGUUGUGAAAUGUUAAUGAGGUUCCCAUUUGUGAACAUGUUGCAUUGUUAUGGUGAGUAUGUUUUAUUAUUUAUGAAAAAUUAAAUUGUGGGGAUUAAUCUGGAAGAUGUAGUAGCAAGCUGCAAAGUUGUUAAUAUUUAAAAAACUAUUGCACAAUUUGCAUAGAAAAUUGCUAGUGAUUACUUCAGGGCAAUUCCACUUUAACCGAAUUACACUUUGACUCAGAUAUAUCACUUUAAAAUGUAUGCCAAACAAAAACAUUGAUUUCUAAGUUUAACAAACCAUAUAACUCCAUUCACAAUGACUACUUUGAACAAUUUACACGUACAUUUACUAAAAGAACUGUGCAGUUGCAAAGUUUGGUAAUAGAAUUACGGUAAAAUCUCCCUCAGUUUCUUAUGCAAACACAUUUUCCAAUAAUUAAGAUUCAAAUAUGUAUGCAAAAAGAAUGGGGUGUCAGUUAUGACAUGACACCUUGAGUUUUAAAUCAUUUAUUUUGGUUAUUGAACUACAGUAGGUGAAGUGGAUUUACAUUUGGUAACGGAAUUACGGUAAUGAAAUUGCAUCAUGGAUCCCUGAUCUGUACUAUACAGAAAUGCAUAAUGAAGGAUAUGAAUAUCAUGCUCAUCAUGGUGAUGUAUCCUGAAUAGGUACACAAAGGUAGAAAUAUGCAAUAUCCUCAUUUUGCUUAUUUGAGUUAUUCUACACACUGGCUAUUAUUGUAAGAGCAUUUGGUUGGCACGGACCAGAGUGCAGUACAGUAUAGCACAGUAGAGUAGAAUACAGUAAGUAGAUAUGUUCAGCACUCUUCAACAUUAUUGUGUUUUGAUGUACUUUUUCUGGUAGAUGUUGUAAAAGACCAAUUUUCCAUCUGUUUGACCAGAAAUCAAAGUCCAACAUUUUUGGAUGGAAUAAUGUAUUUUUUAUAUAUAUAUGCCAUGAUUUCUCAAAAAUAUAGACUCUUAGCUUUAAUUUGACACCCAAUUUGACAUGCUCCUAUAAACUUCACAUGUUGGUGCUCUUGGAUCCUUUUAAAUGGAAAGGCCCUUUGUUAAAUAGGAAUCCUUUUAUUUAAAAAUUUUCAUCCAUAGAUAGUUGUUUUAAAAAUCGAGCAAUUCAUCAAUCUUAUCAGAAACAGUAGCUCGUCUUUCAGAGAUAUCCACAAGCAUAUCAUAUACAGUUGAACUCGGAAGUUUACAUACACUUAGGUUGGAGUCAUUAAAACUUGUUUUUCAACCACUCACUUAUAGCUUGUCAAUUAAAGAUUACAUAAAAAAGAAAAAACAAUGUUAUUUUGUAUGUGCUUGAUCUUGUGUAUUCUGAACUAUGUAACUCCUAUCUUCUGAUCAUUUCCUCAUAAUCUUCCAGAUGUAUUCUUUCCAAAUACACCAAGUUUUGGCAUGUCAGAAUCAUGUAAUUACACAUGAAUAGCAAGUUACCUUUGGAUAUGUCUAUUUAGACGGAAAUCUAUAUUUUGCCAUUACAUCUAAGAGGUUUUAAUGUUCGCCUUGGGGGAGAAACGGGGGCCAGAGCAUAAAGCACAGCCCAACACAAGUUGUAGUCUUUCAGAGACUGGAAAAAUUGUGUCUGCUUGUAUACUUAUCAAUGAAUCCGCCGAUAGGAACACCUCUGAAAUACGUCCAAUAGAUCUAUCGAACAAGGACAACCAUAUUAACACCCACAAAAACAUAUAGUGCGAUCAGUAUAAAAAAGAGCCUUCGUGAAAUGCCACGAAGCAGGACUACAUUCCUUUUUGGAUCACUGACCUGCCUUCCUCCUGGGCAAUUUACAUCUCACUGUCCUAGAAAUGCCUCAGAAAUUAUGAAAACAAGACCAGAUUACCCCAGGGGGAAAUUCCCCUUUAAGAACUAUUGGGAGUGUGGUGUUAAUUUAGUCUCUAAUGAGUCUAGAGGAAAUAGGCUCUGCUAAUGAUGAUACAAGGAAGAGUCAGCAGCGAAUGGGGAUCCAUCAGGGGAAGCUCCUCAGAGGAAGGGAGGACCAUCCUCCUCAGUGAAAUUUCAUAAAAAUAAAAAUUGUGAAACAUUUAAAAAGUUAUCUUUUUUAGAUUAAACUAUAUUAAAUAUAUUCAUAUGUUACCAAAUAAUUGAUUAAAUAAAAAUGUUUUGCAAU